CUAUAAACAUGGCCUUUUCCCGAAUCCGGCGCAUAGCGGAAGUUUUAGUGCACCGGAGUGUUUUUUUUUUGUUCUAUUUGAGUCCGCUGUUUAGUUUUGCUGGUUCUGUUUAUUCACUCCUCAGAAAUGUUCUGUUUUUUUUUUUUUGUAAAAUUGAGUAUCCCUCUUAUCCUUUCCUAAAAUUUUUCUACUCCUUUAAAACUCGGUUUGCUUCACGAGAGACAUGGAAGAGCCGGAGGCGGAGCCAGAAUUUAAAGCUCAUGAGUUUAAGAUUUGAACGAAUUUUUUCUCACAAAUAUAUGGUUUAAGGCUACGUUUAUCCAUAAUUUUUUUCCUUAUUUAAAAGAAAAACUCUAAAAUGUGUUUGUCCGCGAAAUUACUAAGUUUUUAGAACAAAAUUAGAAAAUGAGUUUUUCCAAAUUUAAAAUUUUCAUAACCGACAUUUUUUCAAAUGAAAUGCAUGUUCAAAUUAGGAAUUAUGCAUUAUUUGAGCACAUUUUGCCCGAAAAUUAUACUAAGUCGUAUAGAAAAUUAUACAUUACUUUUAUACAUUAUACACAUAUACACUGUGUAAUUUUGAACAACCUUGAAAUUUUUUUUGGCUUUGCCGCUAUCUAUAUACGCUAUAUAAUAUUUUGACAAAUGGUGGUCAAAUGCUAUAGCUCCGCCCCUGGUUCUUUGUCCUUUUAUGUAGUUUGAUACUUAUAUUUGAGACCCCUGUUUAGUUGCUGGUACUUGUUUUUCUCCUCUUGUGCUUUCAGAGUGUUUCUUAGGGGAAUGUUCUUUAGUGGAGUGAAUUUUUAAGAAAUUUUGAUAACUUAGAAUUUUUCUGCAUUUUGGGGCUCUGCGACUUCCUGGAUUUCUUAAGAGGUAACAGCUAUAGUUUAGAGGAAAAAAGAGUAUAUAGCAUGGGGUCAAAUUUAGUGGAUGAGAUAGAUUGUGCCAGUUUCUUUGACCAUAUGGAUGAUUUGAUUGAAUUUUCCCAAGAAAAUGAGUGUGGUGACCUUGACUCUACUGAUUGCAAGAAUUUUCCCAGCAUUUGCAACGACCCCUUGCCGGAUUCCGACUCACUUUUCUUUGGCAGUCACAGAAAUUCACCUUCCGACUUCUCAGCCGAGCUCUUAGUUCCUUACGAGGAUAUAGUUCAACUCGAAUGGCUUUCAACAUUUGUGGAGGAUUCCUUCUCUUGUGGCGGAUUGACAAUGGGGAAAGAACAUUUUCCUGUCAACAAGGAGCCAUCUCAUAGCAAAUUCCUGUCCUCAAGUCCUGUUUCUGUGCUUGAGAGCAGCAGCAGCAGCUCAUCAAGCUCGGGGGCGGGGAAAACGACUCCUCCUCUUAGUCCAUGCCGUCGUGGUACACAACGUGCUCGGAGCAAGCGUCCUCGCCCUGCGGCUUUUAAUCCUCGGCCAGUAAGUCAACUCAUGUCUCCAACAUCAUCCUUCACCGAGAUUCACCAGCAAUUUGUUGCGCCUGAAGAUACAUUGGAAUCUGACAAUUUCGGGGAGUCUCCAAUGAAGAAAAAGAGAAUCAAAUUUUCCAUUCCUCUAGUUCCAGUCGACACGAAUCAGAAUUACCAGCGGGCACUACAAACAGUUAGGAAAUGCAUGCAUUGUGAGAUAACAAAGACGCCUCAAUGGAGGGCAGGUCCAAUGGGACCAAAAACCCUCUGCAACGCGUGUGGCGUUCGCUACAAGAAAGGUCGACUCUUCCCUGAGUACCGCCCUGCUGCAGCCCCCACAUUUGUUCCAUCCUUGCACUCUAACUCUCACAAGAAGGUCUUGGAAAUGAGAAGCAACGUCUUCCCCGAGGAUACACACGACAAGCAGGCUGCGCCAUGCUCAAUCCGUCCCCUAAGCCCUGGCCCGCCUGAGAGCAAUGCCACAGCUGGUACUUCAAUCGCGCAAUCAGAUUUCAACCCUGAGUAACAAGAAUGCAGAGAAUAGUUUUUCCUAGUCUUUUCAUCUCCUCUGCCUUGCCAUUUCAGUUCUUAGUUUAAUUUGCUUACUGUUUUUAUCAUUGCUUUGUUCAUUGGUUCUUUGUACAAAGAUGUAAGGAAGGUAGGGGGAAUAGAGAAAUAGAUGACCAUAUUUUAGGUGAUAGCUAGGGACGAAAGGGUUAGAUAGAAAUGGAGUUUCAGGCUAGGCAGCUGUAGUGUUAUUUAGGAACAGAUUCGGAGUCAGUGUUAGAGAUCUUUUUGUUAGACUUAUUGCUAUUUCUUUUUUCCAUCUUUACAAUAUGGGAAUUCUUUUUGCAGUUACUAUAAUUUGUUUUUAGCA
Messenger RNA from Nicotiana attenuata, 2276 nucleotides. RefSeq names its product GATA transcription factor 8-like. The record is from RefSeq and is a predicted model, not a curated record. Gene Ontology annotation, biological process: positive regulation of DNA-templated transcription. The coding region runs from base 909 to 1925 and encodes 338 amino acids. Lineage: Eukaryota; Viridiplantae; Streptophyta; Magnoliopsida; Solanales; Solanaceae. The transcript is spliced from 4 exons. Gene Ontology annotation, molecular function: zinc ion binding; sequence-specific DNA binding. Gene Ontology annotation, cellular component: nucleus.